AUAAUUUGAAAUGACAGAACCAGAGCCAGAGCCAAAGCAUCCUUAUGUUACUGCGGUGAACGGUAGAGUUCACUUUGGAUUUAGCAUCGUAGUGACUGUAAUGUCUGUUGUGCAGGUUAUCCUUGGGAUUGUUAUAAGUGAGCAAGAGGUAAAGGAGAUCGCCUGGGACAUGGAUGGCAAGAACACCAACAGAGGGCAAAGAGACGAAUUUGAUGAAUGGUUUCAUGGGGAUCACGUCUGGAUUGGAUUUGUGGGAUUCACCCUAGCUGCUCUCGGUUUUUCUGUUUGGCAUACUCGUGCUAGAGCUAAUGGCAUCAUGCUAACAAUAAUACUAUUCCUUGCUGGAUUCAUCAUAUACCCUGUUGCUGCUGGAUUGGGUGGAGGUUACACCGGUGUCGGGUGGUCUGGGUAUUCUGGAAGUCAGUACCAGGACGGAAUUACGAGAUUGAGAAUCGGUUCAGCCAUUUACACAGGAGUACAGGCAAUAGUGGUUAUAACAUGGGCUUUCUACACUGCUUUCCAUGCAUGCUGCAACUCGAAAGUAAAGACGCAGACGCGUCUAAAUAUGCCUGGGGGUCAGAUGUUGAUGCAAGCUCCUUCAAAUCACCAGCAGGUCGUAUACGUCCAGCAGCCAGGUCAACAACCGGUACAGUACACUGGAGGUCAACAACCGGUACAGUACAUUGGUGGUCAACAACCGGUACAGUACACUGGAGGUCAACAACCGGUACAGUACACUGGAGGUCAACAACCGGUUCAAUAUAUCGGAGGUCAACAACCGGUUCAGUACAUGGGGGGUCAACAACCGGUGUAUGUGGUUCAAGGACCACCUCAAUACGUUCCACAGGCUCAAGUUCCAGUUCAAGUUCAGCACGGUGCUCCAGCCUCUGCCCAGCCCGAAGGAGGAGAUCGCGGUUUUGUUAACCAUCAAUAUGCGACUGAAUAUUAGUGUUUUAUUACAGCCCACCGUCUUACAGCGAAUAAAGCACGUUACCCUAAACCUCACACCGACGCGAGUUGUGUCACGUGAUAAGUAACCCGUGUUACGUGCAUUACCAGGACAACAUGGUACACUGCAGACUACACAGUCUUCAAUCUUCAUGAUCUUUACCCAUCUAGAAGUGACUUCUACUAACUUCUUUCAUUAUAUUACGAAAAUAAUUAAUAUGUUAUUUAGUUAUUAGGAUGAUUUUCACGGUGAUUUACUUUUCCUUAGUAGUUCUCUAUUCAACUUGCGCCAAAACGUAUAACAUUAGAUUAUGUCUUAUCAAAUAUUAUGUUACAUAGCUGUUGUAAAAUUAGUCUACUAUUACGUCACAGAAUGUAAAUUUGGUAUAUUGCAGAUCAUGAACGAAUAGAUUGAUUUACUUUAGGAAUUUUUAAAUUCCUAAAAACGAUAACAAUCUUUUUAAUUCAAUUACUAUUCAAGUCUUGUGUACAUAUUUUUAGUGGCUUAGCUUUUCGAAAUCUUCUUUUAAAUAUUUAGCUUUGUUGUUCAAUUGAAUUUUCUUUGUAUACAAUAUCAUUGUGUACAUUAUGGUGUGCAUACUAAAUUUGAUGUCAGUACAGUUAGUUGUCAGUUAGUACAGCUUGUAUAUUGGUGUGGUCAGUCAGUAUUCCGGUGUUGACACGCUCAAUCCCACACAUUGCACAAACAACAUUUUCAGAACUGGGCCUGAUUUUCAUUCCAUUAUUUUGUCACAGUUACGUAUAUAUUAUGGUUUAGUUUAAAGAUAUUUGUGUUAACACACAGUAGACAGAAUGUUAUCAUUUCAUUGCUUUUAUUAGAAUAUUGUAAAAAUGUUUUUUCUAAUAAUUAUACUAAA
This is a messenger RNA of Bolinopsis microptera, 1826 nucleotides long. RefSeq lists its product as uncharacterized. The record is from RefSeq and is a predicted model, not a curated record. Lineage: Eukaryota; Metazoa; Ctenophora; Tentaculata; Lobata; Bolinopsidae. The transcript has 9 exons. Bases 11 to 949 code for a protein of 312 amino acids.